GAGAGAGGAGGGGGGCCCUGUCUCUAAAAUGAGUCUCUCUGGGGAGAGAGAGGAGGGGGACCCUGCCUCUAAAAUGAGUCUCUCUGGGGAGAGAGAGGAGGGGGGCCCUGCCUCUAAAAUGAGUCUCUCUGGGGAGAGAGAGGAGGGGGGCCCUGCCUCUAAAAUGAGUCUCUCUGGGGAGAGAGAGGAAGGGGGCCCUGCCUCUAAAAUGAGUCUCUCUGGGGAGAGAGAGGGGGGCCCUGCCUCUAAAAUGAGUCUCUCUGUGGAGAGAGAGGAGGGGGACCCUGCCUCUAAAAUGAGUCUCUCUGGGGAGAGAGAGGGGGGAGGCCCUGCCUCUAAAAUGAGUCUCUCUGGGGAGAGAGAGGAGGGGGGCCCUGCCUCUAAAAUGAGUCUCUCUGGGGAGAGAGAGGAGGGGGGCCCUGCCUCUAAAAUGAGUCUCUCUGGGGAACAUGACACCAAAUCUAAGAGUCCAAUCAAGCAGGAGAGACCAGCCUCCCCUGUACCCAGCUGUGUGUCCAUGAAGAGUGACUGGUCUAUGGAACUACCUUUAAACUUUAGAGAGGGAGACUUUUCUACUGAACAAAGUCCAAUCAAGCAGGAGAGACCAGCCUCCCCUGUACCCAGCUGUGUGUCCAUGAAGAGUGACCUGUCUAUGAAUCGUCCUAUAACCUUUAGAGAGGGAGACUUUUCUACUAAACAAAGAAACCAACAGGAGAGAUCAGAGUCAGAGAUUCUCAGUGGUCAGUCUUCCCAGAGUCAUCAAACAGACCUGGCCUCCAUAUUCAGUUUGCUUGAAGAGAAAAUUAUGACAUUUGUGAAGAACGAGCUGAAGAUGUUCAAGAGGAUUCUUAGUCCAGAACUCCCAGAAGGCUUUGAGAGUCAGAAGCAGGAUAAGGAAGUGGUGGAUGCUGAAGAUGAGAAGCAGGAGAGCAGUGCCAGAGAGGGGGCUCUGAAGAUCACACUGCACGUCCUGAGGAAAAUGAACCAGAAGGAGCUUGCUGACACACUGGAGAAAUAUGAGCUUGCUGUGAUUUGCCAACGUGAACUCAAAUCUAAUUUAAAGAAGAAGUUUCAAUGUGUAUUUGAGGGGAUCGCUAAACAAGGAAACCCAACACUUCUCAAUAAGAUCUACACAGAGCUCUACAUCACAGAGGGUGGAACAGGAGAGGUCAAUAAUGAACAUGAGCUGAGACAGAUUGAGACAACAACCAGGAAACAAACAAGACCAGAGACUGCAAUCAAAUGUAACGACAUCUUCAAACCCUUAACUGGACAAGACAAACCUAUCAGAACUGUGCUGACAAAGGGAGUCGCUGGCAUUGGAAAAACAGUCUCUGUGCAGAAGUUCAUUCUGGAUUGGGCUGAAGGAAAAGCAAAUCAGGAUGUCCAAUUUGUAUUUUCAUUCCCUUUUCGGGAGCUGAAUUUGAUGAAAGGGGACAAACACACUUUCAUUGAGCUUCUCAAUCACUUCUCAAUGGAAACCAAACAAUCAGGAAUCUCCAUCUACAACAAGUACAAAGUUCUGUUCAUCUUUGAUGGUCUGGAUGAGUGCCGACUGCCCCUAGACUUCCAGAAGAACAAGAUCUGUUGGGACGUCACAAAAUCAACCUCAGUGGAUGUUCUGCUGACAAAUCUCAUCAAGGGAAAUCUGCUUCCCUCUGCUCUCAUCUGGAUAACUACCCGACCUGCAGCAGCCAAUAAGAUCCCUUCAAUGUGUGUUGACCAGGUGACAGAGGUACGAGGCUUUAAUGACCCACAGAAGGAGGAGUACUUCAGGAAGAGAUUCAGUGAUGAGGACCUGGCCAGCAGAAUCAUCUCACACAUAAAGACAUCAAGGAGCCUCCACAUCAUGUGCCACAUUCCAGUCUUCUGUUGGAUUUCUGCAACAGUCCUUGAACACAUGCUGAAACAUAAGAGAGAAGAGAUGCCCAAGACUCUGACUGAGAUGUACACACACCUUGUGGUGUUUCAUACCAAACAGAAGAAUGAAAAGUAUCUUGGGAAUGAAGAGACAGGUCCACACUGGAAUAAAGAGAGCAUUCUGUCACUGGGAAAACUGGCUUUUCAACAGCUUGUGAAUGGCAAUCUGAUUUUCUAUGAAGGAGACCUGGAAGAGGCUGGCAUUGAUGUCAGUGAAGCCUCAGUGUACUCAGGAUUGUGCACACAGAUCUUUAAAGAGGAAUGUGUGCUGUACCAGGACAAGGUGUACUGCUUUGUUCAUCUGAGCAUUCAGGAGUUUCUGGCUGCAGUAUAUGUGUUCCUCUCAUUCAUCAACAACAAUGACAAUCUAAUGGACAAACUGCAAACAAACAACAAGUCUGAAAUUACUUUCUACAAGAGUGCUGUGGAUAAAGCCUUACAAAGUGAGACGGGAAACCUGGACCUUUUCCUCCGCUUCCUUCUGGGCCUCUCACUGGAGUCCAAUCAGAAGCACUUACGAGGUCUACUGACAAAGACAAGAAGCAGCUCACAGAGCCAUGAAGAAACAGUCAAGUACAUCAAGGAGAAGAUCGGGGAGAAUCUCUCUCCAGAGAGGAGCAUCAAUCUGUUCCACUGUCUGAAUGAACUGAAUGACUGUUCUCUAGUGGAGGAGAUCCAAAGCUACCUGAGAUCAGGAAGUCUCUCAAAACCCAACCUGUCACCUGCACAGUGGUCAGCUCUGGUCUUUGUGUUGCUGACUUCAGAAAAGGAGCUGGAUGUGUUUGACCUGAAGAAAUACUCCAGAUCAGAGGAAGGUCUUCUGAGGCUGCUGCCAGUGGUCAAAGCCUCCAGAGCUGCUCUGCUGUCAGGCUGUGGAGUCACAGAGGAAGGCUGUGCUUCUCUGGUCUCAGCUCUGGAGUCAAACCCCUCACACCUGAGAGAGCUGGAUCUGAGUAACAAUGACCUGAAGGAUUCAGGAGUGAAGCUGCUCUCUGCUGGACUGGGGAAUCCCCACUGUAAACUGGAGACUCUGAGGCUGUCAGGCUGUGGAGUCACAGAGGAAGGCUGUGCUUCUCUGGUCUCAGCUCUGAGGUCAAACCCCUCACACCUGAGAGAGCUGGAUCUGAGUAACAAUGACCUGAAGGAUUCAGGAGUGAAGCUGCUCUCUGCUGGACUGGAGGAUCCACACUGCAGACUGGAGAAACUCAAACUGUCACGCUGUCUAGUCACAGAGGAAGGCUGUGCUUCUCUGGUCUCAGCUCUGAGGUCAAACCCCUCACACCUGAGAGAGCUGGACCUGAGUUACAAUCACCCAGGAGACUCAGGAGUCAGACUGCUCUCUGCUGGACUGGAGGAUCCACACUGCAGACUGGAGAAACUCAAUGUGGAACAUGGUGGAGAGUACACAAUGAAACCUGGGCUUAGAAAAUAUGUCUGUGAUCUCACACUGGACCCAAACACAGUAUUCAGACACCUCUCUCUGUCUGAGGAGAACAGAAAGGUGACAUGUAGGACAGAGGAGCAGCCGUACCCUGAUCACCCAGAGAGAUUUGAGCACUGUGGACAGUUGCUGUGUAGAGAGCGUCUGAUGGGGCGCUGGUACUGGGAGGUAGAGUGGAGUGGGAUAAGGGCUGAUAUUGGAGUGACAUAUAAAGAAAUCAACAGGAAAGGAGGGGCUAACGACUGUUGGCUUGGACACAAUGACAAGUCCUGGUGUCUGCGCUGCUCUGACAACAGUUACUAUGCCUGGCACAAUUAUAAUGAAACUACCAUAGACGUCCCCUCCUCCAGCUCCCACAGAGUAGGAGUGUAUCUGGACUGGCCAGCCGGCACUCUGUCCUUCUAUAGAGUCUCUUCUGACACACUGACCCACCUGCACACAUUCCACACCACAUUCAAUGAUUACCUCUAUCCAGGGUUUCAUCUUUGGUAUGAUGGUGCCUCAGUGUCUCUGUGUCAAACACUACAUGAUGUUUCACUCUAAUCAGGGUCAUGUUCAGUAAGACACGCUGGAGCAACAAUGUAGAAUAUCUCUCUAGUGUGUAAUGUUGUGGUAGAAUGUGCUGAAAGUGUGGUGUACUAAAACAUGGGGUUAGGUUUAACGCUCAGACACACACCUUCAACACAUUCUACCACAAAAUGUGUAAUAUGACAGUACAGUAAUAGAUGGAAGAAGAGAGGUGGAAAUGUUUUAAUACUGAUCACAAUAUGACAGGACAGUAAUAGAUGGAAGAAGAGAGGUGGAAAUGUUUUAAUACUGAUCACAAUAUGACAGGACAGUAAUAGAUGGAAGAAGAGAGGUGGAAAUGUUUUAAUAUUGAUCACAAUAUGACAGUACAGUAAUAGAUGGAAGAAGAGAGGUGGAAAUGUUUUAAUACUGAUCACAAUAUGACAGGACAGUAAUAGAUGGAAGAAGAGAGGUGGAAAUGUUUUUAUACUGAUCACAAUAUGACAGUACAGUAAUAGAUGGAAGAAGAGAGGUGGAAAUGUUUUAAUGUUGAUCACAAUAUGACAGUACAGUAAAAGAUGGAAGAAGAGAGGUGGAAAUGUUUUAAUAUUGAUCACAAUAUGACAGUACAGUAAUAGAUGGAAGAAGAGGUGGAAAUGUUUUAAUAUUGAUCACAAUAUGACAGUACAGUAAUAGAUGGAAGAAGAGAGGUGGAAAUGUUUUAAUAUUGAUCACAAUAUGACAGUACAGUAAUAGAUGGAAGAAGAGAGGUGGAAAUGUUUUAAUAUUGAUCACAAUAUGACAGUACAGUAAUAGAUGGGAGAAGAGAGGUGGAAAUGUUUUAAUACUGAUCACAAUAUGACAGUACAGUAAUAGAUGGAAGAAGAGAGGUGGAAAUGUUUUAAUACUGAUCACAAUAUGACAGUACAGUAAUAGAUGGAAGAAGAGAGGUGAAGAGAGGUGGAAAUGUUUUAAUACUGAUCACAAUAUGACAGGACAGUGAUAGGGGUUGUGUUCAGUACAUAGAAAUGGGUCGUAUUCAGUUGAAGAGGAAGCUUUUAUCUCACACACACUAAUCAUUCUGUUACUACUACUGUAUGAUGCUGUAAACACACACUCACUAAUCAUUCUGUUACUACUACUGUAUGAUGCUGUAAACACACUCACUAAUCAUUCUGUUACUACUACUGUAUGAUGCUGUAAACACACACUCACUAAUCAUUCUGUUACUACUACUGUAUGAUGCUGUAAACACACACUCACUAAUCAUUCUGUUACUACUACUGUAUGAUGCUGUAAACACACUCACUAAUCAUUCUGUUACUACUACUGUAUGAUGCUGUAAACACACUCACUAAUCAUUCUGUUACUACUACUGUAUGAUGCUGUAAACACACUCACUAAUCAUUCUGUUACUACUACUGUAUGAUGCUGUAAACACACACUCACUAAUCAUUCUGUUACUACUACUGUAUGAUGCUGUAAACACACACUCACUAAUCAUUCUGUUACUACUACUGUAUGAUGCUGUAAACACACUCACUAAUCAUUCUGUUACUACUACUGUACGAUGCUGUAAACACACACUCACUAAUCAUUCUGUUACUACUACUGUAUGAUGCUGUAAACACACCCACUAAUCAUUCUGUUACUACUACUGUAUGAUGCUGUAAACACACACUCACUAAUCAUUCUGUUACUACUACUAUAUAAUGCUGUAAACACACACUCACUAAUCAUUCUGUUACUACUACUGUAUGAUGCUGUAAACACACUCACUAAUCAUUCUGUUACUACUACUGUAUGAUGCUGUAAACACUCACUCACUAAUCAUUCUGUUACUACUACUGUAUGAUGCUGUAAACACACUCACUAAUCAUUCUGUUACUACUACUGUAUGAUGCUGUAAACACUCACUCACUAAUCAUUCUGUUACUACUACUGUAUGAUGCUGUAAACACACUCACUAAUCAUUCUGUUACUACUACUGUAUGAUGCUGUAAACACUCACUCACUAAUCAUUCUGUUACUACUACUGUAUGAUGCUGUAAACACACUCACUAAUCAUUCUGUUUCUAUUACUGUAUGAUGCUGUAAACACACUCACUAAUCAUUCUGUUACUACUACUGUAUGAUGCUGUAAACACACUCACUAAUCAUUCUGUUACUACUACUGUAUGAUGCUGUAAACACACACUCACUAAUCAUUCUGUUACUAAUACUGUAUGAUGCUGUAAACACACACUCACUAAUCAUUCUGUUACUAAUACUGUAUGAUGCUGUAAACACACUCACUAGUCAUUCUGUUACUACUACUGUAUGAUGCUGUAAACACACACUCACUAAUCAUUCUGUUACUACUACUGUAUGAUGCUGUAAACACUCACUAAUCAUUCUGUUACUACUACUGUACGAUGCUGUAAACACACUCACUAAUCAUUCUGUUACUACUACUGUAUGAUGCUGUAAACACACUCACUAAUCAUUCUGUUACUACUACUGUAUGAUGCUGUAAACACACACUCACUAAUCAUUCUGUUACUAAUACUGUAUGAUGCUGUAAACACACUCACUAGUCAUUCUGUUUCUACUACUGUAUGAUGCUGUAAACACACACUCACUAAUCAUUCUGUUACUACUACUGUAUGAGGCUGUAAACACACUCACUAAUCAUUCUGUUACUACUACUGUAUGAUGCUGUAAACACACUCACUAAUCAUUCUGUUACUACUACUGUAUGAUGCUGUAAACACACACUCACUAAUCAUUCUGUUACUACUACUGUAUGAUGCUGUAAACACACUCACUAAUCAUUCUGUUACUACUACUGUAUGAUGCUGUAAACACACUCACUAAUCAUUCUGUUACUACUACUGUAUGAUGCUGUAAACACACUCACUAAUCAUUAUGUUACUACUACUGUAUGAUGCUGUAAACACACACAUACACAUGGAUUUGGUGUUGUAGAUAUGUGGUAGAGGAUCACAUACUUCUAAUACCUCUUGGAUUUUUUUCCUCUUUGCAUCCUGGCCAGGGGACCAGACCAAUAGACUGGAGGUAUUAGUUUCCAUCCUGGCCAGGGGACCAGACCAAUAGACUGGAGGUAUUAGUUUCAAUCCUGGCCAGGGGACCAGACCCAUAGACUGGAGGUAUUAGUUUACAUCCUGGCCAGGGGACCAGACCCAUAGACUGGAGGUAUUAGUUUACAUCCUGGUCAGGGGACCAGAACCAUAGACUGGAGGUAUUAGUUUCCAUCCUGGCCAGGGGACCAGACCCAUAGACUGGAGGUAUUAGUUUCCAUCCUGGUCAGGGGACCAGACCCAUAGACUGGAGGUAUUAGUUUCCAUCCUGGCCAGGGGACCAGACCCAUAGACUGGAGGUAUUAGUUUCCAUCCUGGCCAGGGGACCAGACCCAUAGACUGGAGGUAUUAGUUUACAUCCUGGCCAGGGGACCAGACCCAUAGACUGGAGGUAUUAGUUUCCAUCCUGGUCAGGGGACCAGACCCAUAGACUGGAGGGGUUAGUUUCCAUCCUGGCCAGGGGACCAGACCCAUAGACUGGAGGUAUUAGUUUCCAUCCUGGCCAGGGGACCAGACCCAUAGACUGGAGGUAUUAGUUUCCAUCCUGGCCAGGGGACCAGACCCAUAGCCUGGAGGUAUUAGUUUACAUCCUGGCCAGGGGACCAGACCCAUAGACUGGAGGUAUUAGUUUCCAUCCUGGUCAGGGGACCAGACCCAUAGACUGGAGGGGUUAGUUUCCAUCCUGGUCAGGGGACCAGACCCAUAGACUGGAGGUAUUAGUUUCCAUCCUGGUCAGGGGACCAGACCCAUAGACUGGAGGGGUUAGUUUCCAUCCUGGUCAGGGGACCAGACCCAUAGACUGGAGGUAUUAGUUUCCAUCCUGGUCAGGGGACCAGACCCAUAGACUGGAGGGGUUAGUUUCCAUCCUGGCCAGGGGACCAGACCCAUAGACUGGAGGUAUUAGUUUCCAUCCUGGCCAGGGGACCAGAACCAUAGACUGGAGGGGUUAGUUUCCAUCCUGGCCAGGGGACCAGACCCAUAGACUGGAGGUAUUAGUUUACAUCCUGGCCAGGGGACCAGACACAUAGACUGGAUGUAUUAGUUUAUAUCCUGGUCAGGGGACCAGACCCAUAGACUGGAGGUAUUAGUUUACAUCCUGGACAGGGGACCAGACCCAUAGACUUGAGCUAUUAGUUUCCAUCCUGGCCAGGGGACCAGACCCAUAGACUGGAGGUAUUAGUUUACAUCCUGGCCAGGGGACCAGACCCAUAGACUGGAGGUAUUAGUUUCCAUCCUGGCCAGGGGACCAGACCCAUAGACUGGAGGUAUUAGUUUACAUCCUGGUCAGGGGACCAGACCCAUAGACUGGAGGGGUUAGUUUACAUCCUGGUCAGGGCACCAGACCCAUAGACUGGAGGUAUUAGUUUCCAUCCUGGCCAGGGGACCAGACCCAUAGACUGGAGGUAUUAGUUUCCAUCCUGGCCAGGGGACCAGACCCAUAGACUGGAGGUAUUAGUUUCCAUCCUGGCCAGGGGACCAGACCCAUAGACUGGAGGUAUUAGUUUCCAUCCUGGUCAGGGGACCAGACCCAUAGACUGGAGGUAUUAGUUUCCAUCCUGGCCAGGGGACCAGACCCAUAGACUGGAGGUAUUAGUUUCCAUCCUGGUCAGGGCACCAGACCCAUAGACAGGAGGUAUUAGUUUACAUCCUGGUCAGGGGACCAGACCCAUAGACUGGAGGUAUUAGUUUCCAUCCUGGUCAGGGGACCAGACCCAUAGACUGGAGGUAUUAGUUUCCAUCCUGGCCAGGGGACCAGACCCAUAGACUGGAGUUGUCCUCUUCACCUCAGGGACAGGGGACUUUGUUGGUCUUCCAGACAAUCUCACCUUUAGUAUUUGGUCCCAUAUUCCUGCCUGCAGUGAUUAACUACAUAAAGUUUGUGAUUCUACAAACUUGUUGAAUACAUUUACAGUUUGUCUUGUUUGUGUUUUGGAUGAUGUUUUUCCUAAUAGAAACUGAAUGGUGAAUAAUGUCCUGUCAUUUUGGAGUCACUUCAUUUGUAUUGUCAGUAAGAAUAGAAGAUGUUUCUGAACACUUCUACAUUCAUGUUGAUACUACCAUGAUAAUGAAUGGAUGCUCAACAUCAAGUGCAGGACUUUAUACGGGGCAUUUGGUCCAGGUGUUCCAUUUGUGUAGAGAAAUGCAUUUUCUCCCCUCGUAGAAGGUACUCUGCUAACUGGUAAUAAGAUACAUAUGAAAUGUGACAAUCAAUUUAUAGCAGUAACGGGACCAGUCUAUAACCCACUAUUACAGGAACAGUAUAUAUACAGGAGAAUGAUCAGAGUCAUGUCUCCACUAUUACAGGAACAGUAUCUAUACAGGAGAAUGAUCAGAGUCAUGUCUACACUAUUACAGGAACAGUAUCUAUACAGGAGAAUGAUCAGAGUCAUGUCUCCACUAUUACAGGAACAGUAUCUAUACAGGAGAAUGAUCAGAGUCAUGUCUCCACUAUUACAGGAACAGUAUCUAUACAGGAGAAUGAUCAGAGUCAUGUCUCCACUAUUACAGGAACAGUAUCUAUACAGGAGAAUGAUCAGAGUCAUGUCUCCACUAUUACAGGAACAGUAUCUAUACAGGAGAAUGAUCAGAGUCAUGUCUCCACUAUUACAGGAACAGUAUCUAUACAGGAGAAUGAUCAGAGUCAUGUCUCCACUAUUACAGGAACAGUAUCUAUACAGCAGAAUGAUCAGAGUCAUGUCUCCACUAUUACAGGAACAGUAUCUAUACAGGAGAAUGAUCAGAGUCAUGUCUCCACUAUUACAGGAUCAGUAUCUAUACAGGAGAAUGAUCAGAGUCAUGUCUCCACUAUUACAGGAACAGUAUCUAUACAGGAGAAUGAUCAGAGUCAUGUCUCCACUAUUACAGGAACAGUAUCUAUACAGCAGAAUGAUCAGAGUCAUGUCUCCACUAUUACAGGAACAGUAUCUAUACAGGAGAAUGAUCAGAGUCAAGUCUCCACUAUUACAGGAACAGUAUCUAUACAGGAGAAUGAUCAGAGUCACGUCUCCACUAUUACAGGAACAGUAUCUAUACAGGAGAAUGAUCAGAGUCACGUCUCCACUAUUACAGGAUCAGUAUCUAUACAGGAGAAUGAUCAGAGUCAUGUCUCCACUAUUACAGGAACAGUAUCUAUACAGGAGAAUGAUCAGAGUCACGUCUCCACUAUUACAGGAACAGUAUCUAUACAGGAGAAUGAUCAGAGUCAUGUCUCCACUAUUACAGGAACAGUAUCUAUACAGGAGAAUGAUCAGAGUCAUGUCUCCACUAUUACAGGAACAGUAUCUAUACAGGAGAAUGAUCAGAGUCAUGUCUCCACUAUUACAGGAACAGUAUCUAUACAGGAGAAUGAUCAGAGUCAUGUCUCCACUAUUACAGGAACAGUAUCUAUACAGGAGAAUGAUCAGAGUCAUGUCUACACUAUUACAGGAACAGUAUCUAUACAGGAGAAUGAUCAGAGUCAUGUCUCCAAUGUCCACAUUAGGGAAAGAAGUCACACUUCCUGUUUCAUCUUUAUUUGACGUGCUGUAAUACAGAGAUACAGGCCGUGUUAAAUCAUACAUUAACUCUCUAAACGUUUAUUCAUUUUGUCUUCAUUGAAAAUGAAAGCAUUAUGUUCCUUUAUUCACCAUUUCAAUAAGGGAAGAGCCAGUUUUAAUGUCCAGCUCUGACAAGACCCAGACAGUAUUAACACUUCAAGACUCUAUGGUCAGGUGACUUUUCAUACAGACGUCAUGGUAAAUAAUUGUAAUGGGGGGCUAAGACCAUAGUACACCACGUACACUGGGAGUAGAGAAUCAUCAAUAGGGUUGCUCUGGACACUGGGUAAUCUGACUAACACACACACCUGUUUGACCUCUCUGUGAUACUGUAGGACUAAUCAAUAGGGUUGCUCUGGACACUGGGUAAUCUGACUAACACACACACCUGUUUGAUCUCUCUGUGAUACUGCAGGACUAGACUUAUGUUACUAUUCUGAGUCAAUUCAGGUAGCACUUAAUGUCCUGUGUUUGUGUUAACAUGGCAACCAGCGUUGUAAAUAAAGAGAUGUGCAGAAAGAU
Messenger RNA from Salvelinus fontinalis (brook trout), 11006 nucleotides. Its product is annotated as NLR family CARD domain-containing protein 3-like. Bases 29 to 3904 code for a protein of 1291 amino acids. The transcript has 11 exons. The record is from RefSeq and is a predicted model, not a curated record. Gene Ontology annotation, molecular function: protein binding. NCBI's taxonomy places the organism in Eukaryota, Metazoa, Chordata, Actinopteri, Salmoniformes, Salmonidae.